GGAUGGAAGUAACGUAUUGGGUAAUAGAAGGCGUUUCCGACUUAAAAGCGCGCACGUGUGUGUGUGUGUGUUUACAGUUUAGAGCGUCGACUGUUAGCAUUGCUAGCCUAGCUCGCUGCCUUUCGGGUUCAAAUAAAGUCGACUUUAGCCAAAAGCUAUCGUCCAGUUCAGUGUCGGGAGACUCACGAUGAGCUGCCGUGUCGAUGAGUUGUUCCAUGUUGUUUUUAUCUGGCGAGAAAGUCAAGUUUAAGUCCAUGAACACCGACAUGAUGAUAAGGCGGAGGAAGGAGCCGUGCACCACAUGCGGAGCGAAACACCGAAGUUCCUUAUGGGAAAUAAAGUUCUUGGCUGCUCCCAAAUACUUCCGCCAGGGGGCAGAACCACGGACAUGAAUUGUUAGAUACCACACGCCCAUUUUGAGCUCUGCGUCGACGGCGACGUUAAUCUUGGGAGGUCGAAGUUGUCAACGCAUUCACUGUGUGUGUGUGUGUACUGCAAGAAAACCAAAAGACCAAGGAUGCCGCGUUGACAAAACAGUAACCCUAAUGAAAAUCGAUUGAGGAAUAAGAAAGUUACCUUGUAUGGGAAAGUCGACCUCCCCAACAUGGCGGCUACAUAGGCAUUACGAAGCUGGGGGGGGGUCAGCAUGAAACUUGAUGAAUGAUGAACUUUUGAGCCAUGUUGAAGAAGUUUCUGUGUUCGUCUUCACGUCUUCUUGUGUUCCACCGUCGCUCAAGCUUUGUCUCCAGGAUGAGGUACAUGAAGAAGCUGCAGCAGGACGACGGAGCGUGCGUUGCAGCACUUGCGACGGGGCAUCUUCUCCUCUUCCACCGACUUGAUCCUCUGCUGCGCAGAAACAACGCAGGAAGCUUCACCAGCCCAACUCUGCACUACACGGAUAUGCAGUCGGUGGUGCAGGCGCUGGGCACUAAAGAGUCACUGCUGAAGGAGUCUGUUCUCAUUGGCUGCCGUGAGGACACGCAGGCGUACUUCUGCCUGGAUGUGGGACAGCUGGAUCGGGCGUCAGUAGAGAAGUUGUGUGACGGAACCUUUGUGGACCUGAAGAAGUCGUUUUUUCUGCUGUCAGGGGCGGAGGCGCCUCUUGUGGCGAAGGGCAAGGCGCUCCUGCGCUGGCAUCAGACCAACAAGUACUGCGGCGCCAGCGGUCAGUCGACGUGCCGAAACCAGGCGGGAAGUCACAGAGUGUGCGGCACCAACGGCGUGUUCUCGUAUCCCACGAUGGCACCGGUGGUCAUCGUGCUGGUGUCUGACGGCCGGCGAUGUUUGUUAGGCAGGCAGUCGUCAUUCCCGCCCGGCCUGUACAGCGCCUUGGCUGGUUUCUGCGACAUGGGAGAGAGCCUGGAGGAGGCGCUGCGAAGGGAGGUGGCGGAGGAGGUGGGCCUGGAAGUGGACGCCGUCUCUUACAGCUCGUCGCAGCACUGGCCGCAUCCGCACAGCUCCUUCAUGCUGGCGUGCCACGCCCAUGUUAGCCCCGCCCAGACUCAGCUUCUUGUGGACCACACAGAGUUGCAGGACGCUCGUUGGUUCACGUUGGACGAGAUCAGUGCCGCCCUGAACGCAAAGGCACCGCCCAGCGGAGGUCUCCUCGCCGCCGCGCCCUGGUUGCCGCCAAAACACGCCAUCGCUCGCCACCUCAUCAGUGAGUGGGCUGAGAGACAGCGCGCCGCUGGGAGGCCGGACGGGUAGAUGCUUCCCAUCUGGAGUCCAGCCAGGUGUUUUAAGAAGAAAGAGAAGAAAAUACUUUUAUUCCACAAAAAGAAUCAUACGUGAAUAAAUCAUGAGAACCUGUAUUUUCUCAUGUCAUCACUCAACACACGCACACAACUUUAUUUG
Molecule: messenger RNA, 1854 nt
Organism: Phycodurus eques (leafy seadragon)
Lineage: Eukaryota; Metazoa; Chordata; Actinopteri; Syngnathiformes; Syngnathidae
Gene: nudt13
Product: nudix (nucleoside diphosphate linked moiety X)-type motif 13
Exons: 10
Coding region: 679-1707 (342 amino acids)
Molecular function (GO): hydrolase activity
Source: RefSeq, a predicted model, not a curated record